AUGCGUCGAUGUUUGCGAUGUCGAUCUCAUGAACUUUGUCGUGAUCAUGGUUCAUAUCGAUUAGUUACUCGUGACAAACUACGACCAUCUAUGUGGAUCAAUCAAUACGUGAUGCGUCACUAUCGCCCUACUAAUAUGACUUAUUCGAUGUGCGCAAAGAGCGUUUUUCACUGGACUAAUGAAACGAUCAACAUAUGGAGUCAUUUGUUAGGAUUCGUAUAUUUCACCUAUCGUCAGUACGAGAUGAAUGCCUAUCGUAUACCGCUAAUGGGUGGUCAUUUUCAAGAUCACCUUGUCAUAUCAUUAUCAUUAUUUGGAGCGCAGGUAUGUAUGCUAUUUUCGGCAGCUUAUCAUACGUUUUGUUGUGCAAACGAGAAGAAACGACAAAAAUUCCUCAAACUUGACAUCUUUGGAAUUUCCGCAGGAUUACUUGGGAUGUAUUUAUCUGGAAUUUACACGGCGUUCUUCUGUUUUGAGGACUGCCUGGAAACAUAUUUCUACAUGCUGAUGUCAAUUUUCUUAAUAGCUCUAUACGUACCAACUCGAGAAGACUUCUUUGAUAGAAAAAUUGUCGGAUCUCGGAUCGGUUACCUACAUAUGAUCUACAGUUUUAUUGUGAUCUGUGGCGUUUGUCCGACUACCCAUUGGGUCUUUUUGCAUGGAGGACUUGCCAGCGAACAUGUUACGAAAUGCCUGAUUGACAUUUUUGUCUUAUAUGGUCUCGUCGCUGCGGCAUUUUUCUUCUACGUAACGUUGCUGCCGGAACGACUUUCUCCUGGGACAUUUGAUCUCAUUGGUUGUUCACAUCAAUGGUGGCAUGUGUUAAUACUGUCAGCGAUGGUUUAUUGGCAACAUGCCGGUGCUGAAUUGUUAUCGUUCUACCGUAUGAAGCAUUCUUCGUGUGAGGAUGUUGCAAUGACAUCUUCAUGGAAUAGCAGUGCAAUUAGUUAA
This is a messenger RNA of Necator americanus (New World hookworm), 951 nucleotides long. RefSeq lists its product as uncharacterized. Gene Ontology annotation, cellular component: membrane. Gene Ontology annotation, molecular function: signaling receptor activity. The record is from RefSeq and is a predicted model, not a curated record. Lineage: Eukaryota; Metazoa; Nematoda; Chromadorea; Rhabditida; Ancylostomatidae. The coding region runs from base 1 to 951 and encodes 316 amino acids. The transcript has 6 exons.